Molecule: messenger RNA, 564 nt
Organism: Trichomonas vaginalis G3
Lineage: Eukaryota; Parabasalia; Trichomonadida; Trichomonadidae
Exons: 1
Coding region: 1-564 (187 amino acids)
Source: RefSeq, a predicted model, not a curated record
AUGUUAAGAGACUUAAACCAACCACAAGGUGGUGAAGCAAAUGAAAUGUCAUAUGACGACAAAUAUAGACACUUCUCCAUGGCAAAGAUGAGACAAGUUUUAAAUAUUUACAAUAGCCGUAAACAAAAAGGUUUGGGAAACCACUCCCCCGAAGAAAUGAAAAACAACCCUGACUUAGAGAAAGACUAUAUAUUUAAUAAUUUAGUCAAAAGAGACAAACAAGAAAGAAUGCCGGGCUUCAAACUUCAGAAAGGUGACAAAGUAAAAAUAGAAAUACCUAAACGCGACCCAUAUGAAAAUACUAUUGACUAUGACAACAAUGGGAACUCGACAGGUACUCGCAUUCGUGUUCGUAAAAAUAGAAGAAAGUAUACAAGAGAAUAUUAUGAAGUUUUAGGCAAACAUGGCAAAAUGUACACACUGCAAGCAGAAGAUAAAACUACUAUUGUCAGACCUCGUUUCAAACUUGUUAAGGUUCAAGGUGGUAUACUUUCAAAGACAGUUCCUAACAAAUAUAAGACAACUCCUGACGAAUAUGCUAAAGAAGUUGAAAAUGACGACUAA